AUGUCUUCACCCCUUAAAGAGAAAUCCGCGAUGCCGCAACGCGCCUUCAAGGCCAAUCCGGUGAUGCAGACGCGCGACGCCACCACAAAGCGAAGAAGGGAUAUGUUCUUCAAGCGCGUCCAGAACAAUCGAGACGACAAGAAAUGGGAAUCACGGGGCGAACAGAUUCAGCAAUUGGACUUUGUGGCUGAGCGCAAACGAUGGGAAGCCCAAAAAGCGCGUCAAGCACCUCAAGAGAACGAUGAUAUCAUCGAGUACAUGUUGGACGACGCGGAACUUCCUGAACUUCCGAGUUACGCGCCUCAACACGAUCCCGAGAUGACCGAAGCCGAUUACGUCGCUGCACAAGAGGAGUACGAACUUGAACAAUUGAUCGCGUCGAUGGAGCAGGAAUCGGAUACACGAUCACAGCAUUACGGUAGCGACGAUGACGACUACGACGCGAUAUUCAUGGAGUGCGCGACGGCGGGGCAUGAUCAAAAUCAGCAGCAACCGCAGCACGCACAAGACGCGUUUGGAGGUGAAGACAUGAUGGACAUGGACAUGACCGACGGCUGA
Molecule: messenger RNA, 558 nt
Organism: Alternaria arborescens
Lineage: Eukaryota; Fungi; Ascomycota; Dothideomycetes; Pleosporales; Pleosporaceae
Exons: 2
Coding region: 1-558 (185 amino acids)
Source: RefSeq, a predicted model, not a curated record